Molecule: messenger RNA, 780 nt
Organism: Helianthus annuus (common sunflower)
Lineage: Eukaryota; Viridiplantae; Streptophyta; Magnoliopsida; Asterales; Asteraceae
Product: palmitoyl-monogalactosyldiacylglycerol delta-7 desaturase, chloroplastic-like
Exons: 4
Coding region: 8-583 (191 amino acids)
Cellular component (GO): endoplasmic reticulum membrane
Molecular function (GO): oxidoreductase activity, acting on paired donors, with oxidation of a pair of donors resulting in the reduction of molecular oxygen to two molecules of water
Source: RefSeq, a predicted model, not a curated record
GGCAUCGAUGACGAUCAGUAUUGAGGGCGAAGAAGAACCCGUGCACAAAACAAUAUUCAUGUCGGAUGUUGUUGUUACGAGGAAGAGAAAUCUAUUUCGUAACCGUAAAUGGAAUAUUGUGGAUGUCAUAACACUUAUUUGGGUAUUAUUUGUCCAUUUUCUAAGGCUUUUUGCACCAUUCACAUUUACUUGGGGCGCAUUUUGGGCAGCAUUUUUGUUCCAUGUAUUGUGUGGGAUGUUCUGUAUAACUCUCUCGUAUCACCGAAAUCUAGCACACCGUAGUCUCAAGUUGCCUAAAUGGCUCGAAUACACCUUUGCGUACUUCGGGGUUCAGGCUGCUCAGGGUGUGAGAAUCACAUUCACUUACCACGUUACAUUUCUAGUAAAUUCAGCUUGUCAUAUAUGGGGAAAUCAAGUUUGGAACACCGGUGAUCUCUCCAAAAACAAUUUUUGGUGGGAGAUUGACUUCACUUGGUGGUGUAUAUUAUUUCUUGAAGCUAUCGGGUUAGCCACCAAUGUUAAGUUACCGACUAAAGCUCACAAGGUUAAGAGAUCCUUUACAUCUAGUAACAAACUCAAGUGAUUCGAUACCUUUCGUGAUAACCAUUUCUCGAAUCUGGAUACAUGCAUUACUUGUAUGGAUGCAUCUUUCUUGAUCACUAAAAUGUUCUGAAGAGUCUUGUAAUAAUUUCUAAGUGUGUAAGUGUAACUUAGAAAGGAAUCUUGUUAGUUGUUAUGUUCAGGAUUUGAGGUCAUUUUCUUUUAGAUAUUGUACUUUAU